CGCAGAGCCCACGAGACUUUUAGUACAGGUACUGGCUACCUUGCUUUUUUCUUCUUACGACCUUUGUUGCAUUCUAUAUUUACGACCUCAACUCACGUCUAAUCCAACGAACCCCCAUACUAAUAAUCGUUAUGCGUGCUACCACCACUGUCCCCUUGCUCCUCGCUGUCGCUUCCAUCGCGCCCGUCUUCGCUUCGCCCAUCGUUCCCACUUCAGACAUCGCAUCGCGGGAGGACAUUCAAUUGCUCGCACGUGCGAUCGAGGACGAGCUCUACGCGCGCGGCAUGGAUGAUGAGCUCUACGCGCGGGGCAUGGAUGAUGAGCUUAUGGCGCGCGAGCCGCUCGGCCUCCGUCCGAUCUUGAGGCUCCCAGUCAACAGGUUCCCGGUGAACAGGUUCCGGUUCGGGCGCAUCGGCACCGUCGUGCACCCCCAGCGCUCGCUCGACGACGACGCGCUCUUUGAGCGCUCCUUCGACGGCGAGCUCUACGUGCGCGAGCCGCUCGACUGGGAGAAGCUGGACGGCAUCAAUAAGACCCCGGUGAACCUCUUCAAGCCCCUGCCACACGCCCAGCGCUCGCUCGACGACGACGCGCUUUUUGAGCGCUCCUUCGAUGGCGAGCUCUACGCGCGCGAGCCGUUCGACUUGGCGGCGCUUCGCAACAUCAACAAGACCCCGGUCAACCUUUUGAAGCCCCUCCCUGCGAACAUCCGCGUCGGGCGCGGGCUCGAGGACGAUGCACUGUUCGCGCGGGCGCUCAGCGAGGAGCUGCUUGCGCGCUCGGGCACUGUGCUGGACGAACUCGACUAAAUGGUGGCGGGUAUGUUGGCGAGUUGUUGUAGGAUACAUGGUUGCUAGAAUGCGAAUGGGCGGGACUUGGCUGAGGCUCAAUGGCCGAUGUGAUCAUGAAAUCUGUCUCCGAGCAUACUUCACUUGCACGCACUUGUGCUACGCUCAGCCGUUACCGUUAAGUGCCUGUGAGACCGUGUCGAGCUUCUGGUCUUUGAUGUGUGCUGUAUUUUCCAUGCCCCGUACUGUGCCUACUCACGCUGGUGAGCAGUUGCAAGAAGGUCAUGGUCGUCGUCAACCUUUUC
Postia placenta MAD-698-R-SB12 is the source of this 1093-nucleotide messenger RNA. RefSeq lists its product as hypothetical. The transcript is spliced from 3 exons. Lineage: Eukaryota; Fungi; Basidiomycota; Agaricomycetes; Polyporales; Adustoporiaceae. The coding region runs from base 132 to 809 and encodes 225 amino acids. The record is from RefSeq and is a predicted model, not a curated record.